CGCGCCAAGUGCAAACCCCAACGCCGAGAAUUCGCUUUUUUUUCUAAAGGGGCGUAUUUUUCUUGCCAAUUUAAUUACAAACCAACAUUCAAUGCACACGAUACACUCUGCAAUAAUGUCAGGCGCCUAUUUGAAACACUCAGGUACCAUGUCAAGGUGAUAGCGUAGUGUAAAACAUACAGGAUGUGUGCUUAGGAGCGUUUUUGUGGGAAGUCUCAUCAAUGGAGGCUUGAGGAAGCCCGUCUCGCUACAGAAGAGGACGCUGUCGCCCCUGGAUAUGACCGGCAUUCCCUGUCUUUUCGAGCGAUCGAUACAAGAGUACCUAUGACUAUUCAUAUUUGAACAAUUACAUAGAAGUCAUCUCCAAUGAGGAAGUUAAGGAAACGAGUUGGCCAGUCCCGGGCUGGAGGCUUUGGGAGAGGGAUGGUCAGAGGAGAGGAUCAGGAUCAAGUUGGUCCAUCCAGCCAUGUCGACAUGGAAGCUCUACUCUGUCCACCUUCUCCAUGCAGACUAAACUUCUCUCCAACGAGAGACACACUUACAUAUGCACAGGCUCAGAGGAUGGUGGAGAUCGAGCUGGAGGGAAGACUCCACCGGAUCAACAUCUGCGACCAGCUCUCUGUAGUAACCGAGGACGAGAUGCUGGCUCAGGAUCUGACAGAGUGCAACAGUAACAAAGAGAACAGUGAGCAGAGGCAGGGAAACAAGCAAACUGCAUCUAAAAGCAAAAAGAAAGAUGGCAAACACACACCCAAAAAGAAAUCAGGUGGUCAGUAUGGUUUGCAGGGGCAGGUUGCACAUUUACAAGUGCCCCUGCCUAAGCCAACGUUUCGUAAAGUGGACAAUAUUACAGUCCCAGAUGCUCCCCCGCUUCCUGUGGCGUAUUACCGUUAUAUGGAGAAGUCUGGGGAGGAGCUGGACAAUGAGGCCGAGUAUGACAUGGACGAGGAGGACAUGGCUUGGCUAGAGAUGGUCAAUCAGAAGCGUGUGUCUGACGGCCAUGCUUCGGUCCCUCCUGAUACAUUCGAGUUACUGAUUGACCGACUUGAGCGAGAGUCCAUUUUGGAGUCCCGCAGCCAAGCGUUGUCCCAGAGCACAAUCGAUGAGGAUGCCUACUGUUGUGUUUGCCUUGAUGAUGAGUGUCUCAAUAGCAACGUCAUCCUGUUUUGUGACAUCUGCAACCUCGCCGUGCACCAGGAAUGUUACGGGGUGCCUUACAUCCCUGAGGGCCAGUGGCUGUGCAGGCGAUGUCUGCAGUCCCCGUCCCGACCCGUCGAUUGUGUCCUCUGUCCAAACCGAGGGGGUGCAUUCAAACAAACCAGCGACGGAAGUUGGGCCCACGUCAUCUGUGCCAUAUGGAUUCCUGAAGUGUGCUUUGCCAACACCGUGUUCCUGGAGCCUGUGGAGGGAGUGAAGAACAUUCCUCCUGCGCGGUGGAAGCUCACCUGUUACCUGUGCAAACAGAAGGGCAGGGGCGCGUCUAUUCAGUGCCACAAAGCCAACUGCUACAGGGCGUUUCACGUCACCUGUGCGCAGAGAGCAGGUCUGUAUAUGAAAAUCGACCCAGUGCGUGAGACCGGCACCAAUGGCACCACUUUUACUGUGAAGAAGACUGCUUAUUGCGAGAACCACUCACCUCCUGGCACGGGAACAGAGGGGUAUGAAGAUAACGGGUUGGUUGGGGGCAGGGGUAACAGAGGUCAGAGGUCAUACACAUUAGGCCCUCCACUGCAGCAGAACCAGAACGGGAGGAAAAAAGGGUCAGCGGCACAACAGAAGAAAACGCAGAAGAACUCAGGCGGAGGCUCACGAAAGACAGGAGUCCCACUUCUGCUAGUGCCGCAGAUACCAUCCUUUAGGCUGAACAAGAUUUGCACAGGAGUCUCUGUUGAAAGGAAGAAUCAGUUUAUGCAGAGGCUCCACAAUUACUGGCUGCUAAAGCGUCACUCUCGUAACGGCGUGCCGCUCAUCCGCCGGCUCCAUUCUCAUCUGCAGGCCCAGAAGUCUGAGCAGAGAGAACCAGAUGCAAAGUUGCAGGCGGUCAGGGAAGAGCUGAAGUAUUGGCAGAAGCUUCGCCAGGACCUGGAAAAAGCCAGACUUCUUAUUGAGCUCAUACGAAAGAGGGAGAGACUCAAAAGAGAACAGAUGAAACUUCAGCAGGCUGCACUAGAGCUUCAGCUCACCCCUACGCUGGUGUUUCUACGCACUACACUGGAGCAGCUAAAGGAGAAAGACACUGAUCACAUUUUCACCACACCGGUCAAUUUGAAGGAGGUUCCAGAUUAUCUAGAGUUUGUGACUGUGCCUAUGGACUUUUCAACGAUGCAUGACAAGCUGGAGGCCCAUAAAUACUCAUCAGUGGCAGACUUGGAAAAUGAUUUCAAUCUCAUGGUAUCCAACUGUCUGAGGUACAACUCCAAUGAUACAGUGUUCCACAAAGCAGCCAUGCAGCUCAGAGAGGUGGGCGGAGCCAUCCUGAGACACGCCCAACAUCAGGCCCUCAGCAUAGGCCUGGAUCCAGGCACAGGCAUGCAUCUACCAGACAAGCCCAGCCCACACAACACCACUGUCUCCUGGUGUGAUGAAGUUGACAUGCUCUUGGACCCUGAGAAUCGUGUGCACAUGUGUGCUGAGGACCAGUUGAAAACCCUGCUGGACAAGCUGGAUUUGGUGGCAUCUAUGCGCACAAGUGGAGGCCGCACAAAACGCAUGCGCCUGCUGCGCAGAGAAAUCAACAGCCUUCGCCACAAGAUCAGCCACCAGGACCGAAACUCACGACUGCUGAAUGGGAAAAUUAAAGAGGAGAAGAGCAAAGAUGGCAAGAGUGAGAAGAAGAUGGAUUACAUAACCUCAGAAGACCCUAAGAAAUCAGCAUCACAGAAAGCGCAAGAACCCGCCUGCCCAGCCUCGUCACCUUUACCUGGCGAUGCUCCACCAAAUCCACCUAUAUUCUGUCUCGAGACAGGACGAACCACCACUCCAGCACAGUCAAGUAAACCUGGAAGCAGGAAACAGAGGGCAAAAGGCAAAGACAGAAGCCUGAGAGAAAACCACAAUCAGACCUCAAAAGAAGAUGAGAACUUCCACACAAAAGAGAACGACAGCAGCCCUCAGGAGGACAGGGUUUCCCCUGCAAAGAGCCUAUCUGAUUCACCCAAGAUUGGUGUGGGUCGUCGGACAUCGAUCCUCUUCAAAAAAGCUAAAAACGGAACCAGGCUGACAAAAGACAAGCCUGUUUUAUUGCCAAAUGGAGUCAGCAAAGCUCAGAAUGGUGCAUCACAGGAGCAAAACACGCCAGCUAAAGCACCAUCAACCCCAAAACCUGCUUCUCCAUCCCCUCAUCAGCUAAGAUCCAGAGGACUGAGCACAUGCUCUGAUGGUGAAGGCAUGAAGGCCAACAGUUUGCCAGAAGAGAAUGGCCUCACAAAUGGACUCAAGAGACACAACGGCAGCUCAUCAGAUUCUGAAAACUCCACUCCUGCCUUCCCAACACACAGUUCAUCUCCUCCAAAGCGCAGUCGUGGUAAACCAGCCCUCAGCAAAGUUCCUGUUGAUGAGGAGAAGAAUGAAGUUACUAAUACAAGCAGUGAAGCUUCUCAAAAUGAGGGUGAGAUGGAACCGCUUACUUUGGUUUGGGCAAAAUGUCGUGGAUAUCCCUCAUACCCUGCAAUGAUUGUCGAUCCUAAAAUGCCCCAGGAAGGAAUUCUUCACAACGGCAUUCCUAUCCCAGUGCCUCCUACUGACGUGCUGGAUCUGGGCAAACGCAGACAGGAGGAAUCCGAGGAGAAGCUUUUUCUUGUGCUGUUCUUUGACACAAAGAGAACUUGGCAGUGGCUUCCGCAGGACAAGCUCCAUCACAUGGGCAUUGAUGACACUGUAGACAGACUGCGUUUGAUGGAGGGCAAGAAACCCAAUGUGCGCAAGUCUGUUCACACAGCGUAUGACAGGGCCAUGACGCACUUGAGUCACGUGCAGGAGAACUCCACCUUCAAUCCCUCAAAUUUUAUAUAAAAGACUGCUAGAAUAUGGAUGUCUACACUGACUGUAAGCUGCCAGUGAAGGUACGAUCACAUCAUUCAGAUGUUAUUGGGUUUUACAUAAGUGAAAAUCAGAUUUUUAAAGGGACACUUCACCCAAAAUCUAAAAUGUUCUCACAACUAACUCACACUUAAGUGGUUCCAAACUUUAAUGAUUUUUUUUUCUUCUGUUGAACACAAAGCCAAACAUUCUGAAGAAUGUAAAAAAAGUAGCCAUUGACAUUCAUGGUCAAUGGCUGUUUUUCCUAAAAUACUUCAGCAUGUCUUCAUUCGUGUUCAAGAGAAGAAGGAAACUCAAACAGGUUUAGAACAUGUGGAGGAUGAGUAAAUGAUGACAGAAGUUAAAUUUUUGGGUGAACUAUCCCUUUAAACUCGUGUCUUUUAUGUCCUGUUUUAAACCCUCCAUCAUUCAAGGCACAUCAUAAAUUCAAACCUGGUUUUAUUAAAUGAAUAGUUCACUCAAAAAUGAACAUUUCCUGAUUAUUUACUCAGUCCUGGGGCAUUUAAGAUGUAUUUGACUUUUUAUCUUCUUCUGCCAAAGAGAAGUCAAGGUUUUGGAAACCAUUUUUCUUCGUCUAAUGCAAGUAAACGAGGCUCAGUGUACAAUAUGUUUGACAUUCCAAAAUCCAUUUGAAUCCACAUGACCCCAGUAAAUAAAUACAGUUAUUUUCAUAAAGGAGCUAAAAUAAGGAUGCACUUCUUUUUAUAUCACAUUAACAAGAUGGUUUAGCUCACAAAGACCGUCCAAUAAGACCAUUAUUUGUUGGCCUGGUGUCACUUUGAAGCAAAUUUCAAACAAAUUUCAGACCAUCAAAAUGAUCAACAUCAAGCCCUUUUUGCUUACAUUAGAUGUAGAAAAAUCCUCCAAAAUUAUGGUUGAAACUUAUACAUCUUGGAUGGCCUGGUGGGUGGAUAAAUAGAGCACAACAGCUUCUGGUUAUGGAAGUAAAAAGCAUUUAUUUACUGAUAAACCCUUAAAGACAGAGCUGUUGUGAGUAUUCAUAUGCGUAUGCUAUUUUUCAACUCAUUCUCAUGAAUUUGACAAACAGUUUUUUAAUAGUAGAAUCUUUAUAGAAAAACCUACAUUCCACCAAUCAGUCAUGACAAACAAAGUGCACCAAAACAAAUCUUUAGCUCUAUACACUCUUAUGAAGCACUGCAAAUAGCAUCUCUGUAGAUAUAAAAGUAUUUAUGAAAAGUUGUUACUCGUUUGUAGAUUUUUAAUCUGAUUAUGUAAUUCAGAGCUUGAUGGAAUUGUACACUACCUGACAAAAGUCUUGUUGUCGGCCCCAGUUGUAAGAGUAAGAAAUAAUAACUUGACUUCUAGUUGAUCAUUUGGAAAAGUGGCAGAAGGUUGAUUUUUUUUCCCAUGAAUCAUCUGUUGAACUGCAUCCCAAUCAUCACAAAUACUGCAGAAGACCUACUGGAACCCGCAUGGACCCAAGAUUCUCACAGAAAUUCGUCAAGUUUGGUGAAGGAAAAAUCGUAGUUUGGGGUUAUGUUCAGUAUGGGGGCGUGUGAGAGAUCUGUAGAGUGGAUGGCAACAUCAACAGCCUGAGGUAUCAAGACAUUUGUGCUGCCCAUUACAUUACAAACCACAGGAGAGGGCAAAUUCUUCAGCAGGAUAGCGCUCCUCAUACUUCAGCCUCCACAUCAAAGUUCCUGAAAGCAAAGAAGGUCAAGGUGCUCCAGGAUUGGCCAGCCCAACUACCAGACAUGAACAUUAUUGAGCAUGUCUGGGGUAAGAUGGAGGAGGCAUUGAAGAUGAAUCCAAAGGAUCUUGAUGAACUCUGGGAGUCCUGCAAGAACACUUUGUUGGCCCUUCCAGAUGACUUUAUUAAUAAGUUAUUUGAGUCAUUGCAGAGAUGUAUGGAUGUAGUCAUCCAAGCUCAUGGGAGUCAUACACAAUAUUAAUUCUUUUUCCACUGCAGCAUGACUUUAUAUUUUUUACUGUACAUUAUUUCUGUUAAGUGACAAGACUUUUGUCUGAGCAAAGUCAGAUCUUACUGUCCUAUUUAAUUAAUUAAAAAUUAAGGCAUGAUCAUAUUUUAUUUUGGUGAAAUAAGCGUAAUCUAGAGGCCUUUGCCUUUCAUAUAAGACACCUCUGAUACCAAAUGAUCAACUAGAAGUCAAGUUAUCAUUUGUUGUUCCUAAAACUUGGAUAGACAACAAGACUUUUGUCAGGUUCAGGUUUUGUCAGGACUUUAUGCUAGUUCUUGGCCUCAUUAAAGGGAUAGUUCAUUCAAAAAUGAAAAUACUGUCAUAAUUUACUCACAAAACCUAUUUGAGUUUCUUCUGUUGAACCCAAAAGAAGAUAUUUUGAAGAAUGCUAGCACUUAUUGACUUCCAUAAUAUUUUUUUCUACUGUAGAGGUAAAUGAGUGCCAGCAAGCAGCAUUUUACAAAAUAUCUACUUAUCUUUAACAGAAGAAAUAACUAUAAGUUUGAAAUCAGACGAAGGAGAAUAAAUGAUUUUGGGAGAACUAUCUCUUUAAGUUCAGUCUUAUUUUUAUACUUGUUUAUAAAACAUAUCAAAUGUAAUUCUGGUUUAUUAUUUUGGUUCAUGGUUGAUGAUGCUUCAAUGGAGUUUUUUUUUAAUCUCUAAGACAAAAAAAUGACCAAAAAUCAGGAAAAUGACUUUUUUAGUGAACUGUUCCUUUAAUUUGUAACAUUCUCUUGCAACCAAGAUUUAGUUUUACAUUCAGUUGUUAUAAUUGCACUUAUUUCUCUUCAAGUUUUGCCACUUGUUGUUUUUGUCACUGUUUUGAAUGUGAGCUGAUGGUCUCACACACCAGCGUUCAGCCAGUGUGACUCAGGAACUUUGUGCUAGACUGCAUUUCUGGACGGAGGAUUUAGUGAAAUGCACAAGCACAAAAACAGCCCUGUUGUUCUCAGAUCUGCGUGAUCUGCAUAUAUGCUCUUCGUCUUUAUCAGGUUCCGAGCGUCUGGUGUUUGUAAACCAUCGCUAGUUUAACCUACUGUGAGAUGCCAUUGAUGACAUUCACUUCUUUGGCGCUACUUAAUCCCAGCCACCUAUUUUAUGUCCGUUUAUUGUUCAUAUGUGGCCAUUUAUUUAAAAAAUAACGAUGAGAAGUAGAAAGCAAGAAAGAAAGGAUGUGAGCUUGUAAUUGUGAGUGGAGAUCACUGUGUAAAUAUAAAUGCAUGUAUGUAGAAAGUAUGCAAAGAUGUUGUUUUUAAAAAUCUGAAAUGUAAAUUAAUGACAAAUUUGUACGUCAUUUUAAUUUAUUUGGAGUGCUUAUGGAAAAGUUAUUUAAUAGUAAUUUAACAGCUCCGCAGAGCUUUAUAUUGUCCGGAAAGCAUUAAUGAAAUUGUUUCUUAGUGGUCUACGGUGAGAGAACAUUAUAGAAUCAAAUGUUAUGUAGUCUCUUAGAUCAUGUACGCAGAGUAAAGAGAAACGUGAUUUUUUUUUUUUAAGCCUGUGAAAAAGCUAAUAGUACCAAAUGAAAAAUGUCUGAAACAGUAUUUUCUCAACCGAGAAAUAAAAACACUGUUGCGCUGA
This is a messenger RNA of Danio aesculapii, 7556 nucleotides long. RefSeq names its product bromodomain and PHD finger containing, 3a (gene brpf3a). The transcript is spliced from 13 exons. Gene Ontology annotation, biological process: regulation of transcription by RNA polymerase II. The coding region runs from base 367 to 4011 and encodes 1214 amino acids. The record is from RefSeq and is a predicted model, not a curated record. Gene Ontology annotation, cellular component: MOZ/MORF histone acetyltransferase complex. Lineage: Eukaryota; Metazoa; Chordata; Actinopteri; Cypriniformes; Danionidae. Gene Ontology annotation, molecular function: protein binding.